Molecule: messenger RNA, 138 nt
Organism: Protopolystoma xenopodis
Lineage: Eukaryota; Metazoa; Platyhelminthes; Monogenea; Polystomatidea; Polystomatidae
Source: the annotation of a GenBank genome assembly
CUGAAAAAUUUAUAUCUGCUUGAUAAAGGUCAACAACGCCUAGACAUCUACUACAGACUCAAAGGAUCAGCUAGCAAUCGUUCGAGCCUAAACUGUCAAUUACCAGGUGGGCUGAUCAUUCGCUCCUUCAGUCUGUAG